AUGGAGUUCACCGCGCCGGCAGCACCCCGGGGCGGCCCGGCCCGGCCCCCCGUACCCAGCCUCGGCGGAGCGGGGCCGCGCCGGGCCAUGGCGGAGCUUGGCUGGCCCCGUGCCGCCCGUGGGGGACGCGCCGGGGCGGGCGGGCGCGCCCUACCCGGACCAGAGGCAGAGGGGCCGCGGGGAAGCCGCGCUGUGCCGGGGUCGCCGGAGCGCCGCCGCUGCCUGUACCUGCACACGGGCCGGGCCUGCUGCCAGGUGGUGGAGGUCCUGCUCGCCGCCCUGAUCCUGGUCUGCAGCUCCGUGUCCUGUGGCUCGGCGGGAGGAUACACCGGCCUCCCCGCCCUGGGGGGCAUCUACUACUACCAGUACGGCGGGGCCUACAGCGGCUUCAGCGGAGCGGAUGGGGAGCGAGCCCAGCAGCUCGACCAACAUUUCUACCUACUGAAGCUGCCCACUGCAAGGGCAGCGAUGGCCGUGGGAGGGUGUCUCCUGGUCUUCCCUUGUGUUCUUAUUUUGGUUGGCGUUCUGCGGGUCUCGUGGCACUUCCCAGCAUGGCUGCUAAUUGAAUGUGCCCUGUACAUAGUGACUGCAGUUGGCACAGUGCCUGCACUGUACUUUUUCCUCCAUUCUCUGCUGAGCGUUUAUAAUUCACCAGUGUGCAAAGAGAGAGAGCAGCUCUAUCAAAGCAAAGGCUAUCAGGGCUUCUGGUGCAGCCUGCAUGGGGCAGAGAUUGCUGCUGGCCUCUUGGGUUGCAUGGCUGCUAUGGCGUACCUGCUCAGUGCAGGCCUAGCUGUCAGAGAUUACAGGACAGUUCAUGAACAGAAACAGAAGCCAGUGCACCUAUAGGAACUUCCAAAUGAUUCCUCUACUCCAGUAAUGGUCUUGAUUUUUGCCAGUCUCCUUACUGAGAUGAAGUAGUAUGCUUUCCUUUCUUCUGGACAGUGCAGCCUUAAUGCUACAGAACGCUCACCAAGUUGGCAUAGAUGUAAAUAUGGUAGAGUCAGGCCAUUCCUAACUUGAAUUUGCAUUAUUGAAUUAUUAGUGGCUCAAAGUUGAUGCAAUGGGUUGUCUCCUUCACAGGCAGCCCUUCCAUCCCACUCUCAGGUGUCCACUUCUCCAGUGAGGCCUUGCUACAAGUACUGCUACUACAUGCUUCUGCCAAUGAACAGCUUUUUGUAGCUGAAACUGUGUUUACAAAAGGCAUAUGACUUUGCUGAGAAAAGAGCUCUUAAAAACAAGUGAUCGAGGCCCAUGGUUGUGACAGAUAAAUAUUGCUUCCUGGUAGGUCUCUUGGAAUUAACAGACCAGUGUGAACAUGACAUUUAUAAGGCCAUGAAAAAAUCCUGAAAAACCUUGCAAACUCAGUCUAACUUGUGGUACAGUGACUUUUUAAACUCCUGGAGAGGGCACAUUUGAAAUAUGAAAUGAUCUUUUUAUAUAACAUAUAUACAAGAGUUUUGCUUAGAAAGAUGCCCUGAAUUGGAAAAAUCAGACAAAAACUUCAUGAGAUCAAAUGGGUGAUUGAAUAUAGAAGUAUAUUGUUUUCGAAACACAUUUUCAAUGUACAAGUUGGAGAAAUACUUUUUUUAAAAAAAAAAACCAAAACUUUUAUAGGAAAUUUAACUGGGAAAAGUAGCACUAGAAUCACCAACUCAUGCGCCAAAAUGAAAUACCACUUCAGAGCAGUGUCCAUUAUGUGCAUUGUUCAUAUGGUGAUGGAACCACCACAGUCUCACGAAUGAGUUCUGUCCAUAUUACAAAAACUAAACAUAACAGAAACAUGCUUUGCCUUGGACAUAGCUCUUCUUUCACUGGCAUCAGUGACUAAAUCCUCAAAAUUACCAAAACCAUGGAACACUAUCAGAACUAGAGACAUUCAAGUAAAACAGAUGCCAAAUAGGAACACACUAGGUGCUUUGGGGUUUGUUUGAUUUCUCUUGCUUUUUAGUAUCGAGUGUCUCAGCACAGGGAUUUACAUGGACAGUCCAUUGUGGUCCUGUUUCUGUUAACAUUUCUGUAUUUCCCCUUGCUGCAACUACUUCUAGAACUAUAGAGAGCAAGUUCAUAGGGCAGAAUUCCUCUAGCAGGAAACAGAAAUCUGGCUUAAUUGGUAAGCCUAAUUCUACCCUCACAGUGUUCUGAAAGAAGUUUUUAUAUGAAAGGCUGAUGAGUGAAGUAGCACAUAGAGCUCAGUG
Pseudopodoces humilis (Tibetan ground-tit) is the source of this 2195-nucleotide messenger RNA. NCBI's taxonomy places the organism in Eukaryota, Metazoa, Chordata, Aves, Passeriformes, Paridae. The record is from RefSeq and is a predicted model, not a curated record.